AUGUCAAAAAAAUAUGACGACCCGCGUUUUGUUCUGUCUGCUUUAAACGCAAUGGGAUGCAUUUAUGUCAAUGCGAAGGAUUUACAAGACUUCAUGAAAGUUGAUAUUUUGUUCAAGUUUAAUUUCUUUGAUUUAAAAAAGAAGGAAAUAGCUCACAAAGCAUGGAAACAAAGAGUAAUAAGAAAAUUUAUUGCUUACAACCGAAAGGACAUGGAGAAUCGUAUGAAUGAAUUACGAAGUAAGCAAACUGUUCAUCCAACGUUAGGUGAUGCUGUCGAUAGUGAUAGUGGUGACGAAUCUUCUCAGCAUCCAAGACAAUUUUUGCAUGUGGCUGAAGUAUAUCAUCGAGACCAGAGUUUUGAUGUUGAGAAAUCGCCUGCUGGAAAACGGAUUCAAAAAUCGCCAUUCCGCACUGAAGAGAAAAGUUUAAUGAAAACUCCUGAAGUGACCCGAAAAAACAAAUCAAUCCAACCCAACCUCACAGACCCAAGCUCCUCUUCAAGAAGCUCUGGAGAAAAAUCAAGUGACCAAACCGAAAAAAUAUUGGAAACUGACUCGAAAAACCAACAGACUAUUCGGUACGAUUUUGGUAUUGCUCCGGAAGAUUCUGAUUCUUACCGACAACUUCCUGGAGAAACAAAAAAAGGAAAUAAAUCUCAUGCUAGAAAGGAUAAAAGUUCAAUUGGGAGAAGUUUCAAUGAACAUUUAUUUGAUAGCAACUUUGAAAUUUCGGAUUCUUAUAAAACAUUGCCCAGACCACGAGAAAAAACGGAAGCUAGAGACAAAUCUCAGAGGGAAAAAUCUAAAGGUUCGCUGAGGCAGAUGUAUAAUACAGAUUUUUCAAGUAGUUUUGAACAAUCUGAUUCUUACAAAACAUUGCCUAAACCACAAGAAAAAACAGAAGCUAAAUACCAAUCUCAGAGGGAAAAAUCUAAAGCUCCGCUGAAGAAAACGCUUAAUGAAGACUUUCCUAGUAGUCUUGAAGUCUCUGAUUCUUUUAAAACAUUGCCCAAACCACGAGAAAAAACAGAAGCUAAAGACCGAUCUCAGAGGGAAAAAUCUAAAGCUCCGUUGAAGAAAACGCAUAAUGAAGACUUUCCUAGUAGUCUUGAAGUCGCUGAUUCUUACAAACAACUACCUGGAGCUAAAGAAAAAAUUGAUUCGCAAUUUAAGUCUCGAGGGGCCGGAAGAGGUACAAUCACGCCGGGAAUGAUGCUCGAUCAAGAUUUCCCCAGUAACUUAGAAGCUUCAGAUUCGUAUAAAGAAAUUGCAAGGAAACCAAGGAAUCAGGAAGAAGAAAAAAGCAGGGAAAAAUCUCAGCGGGCUGAGACAUAUAGCGUUGUUGAUCAAAAUACUUCUCCAAGACCUGAUAAAAGUAUUACCACGGAUAAAAAAAUGCCUGCAACACUUCGGGGUAAAGACAAAAGUGUUAAACCAAAGCCUCAGUCUGAUGCCCAGGAAAAUUUCAUCGAAAACGGUUUGAAUUAUCCUGAUUUCCAACGGGAUGUACUUCAAAUAACGGGCAGAAGUAGUCCUGUUGAUAAAAACUUAUCUGUGAAUCGACCGAGGGAUGUGCGGGAAGAUAAAAAUAUUAGAGAACAAUCGCAGAUAAUUAGCGCGGGAACGCGGACUGAUGUCGAUGAAAAUUUCAUGGAAAGCAUGUUGGAUUAUUCGGGUUUUAAACGAGAUGCAAUGCAUGGAAGAAGUAGCUCUAUUGAAAAAGUUCCUUUAGACCAAAAGUCUUCAGAGCAAUUUUCUUCAAAAGAUUUUCGAGAACGAAGUCACUUAGAUUUUGAUUCCAGCAGAUCCACUGAACCCAAAUCAGACUCUGAGUCGAUUUUUCAAGCCACCGCAAGAAAUAGGAAGGAAGAAAUUGUUAGAACUGGAAAAACACCCGCUCGAUCUGGAAGAUUUAAGCCAGAUGAUAUUGUAGAACGCAUAUUUAUUCAGAAUAAUGAAGUAUCACGUUUGAUCGGGGGAGUGUUGUGCUGUGUUAUUUACGGACUUUUCGCAGUAGAGUGCAAUGUAAUUGUAAGAAACCAAGACAUUUGCGGCGUCCACAACGGCCGAAGGCUGUACCUCGAGCUCGGGGAACAAGGAAUCCUCUACGCUAAAAAUGUCUCGUCCGUAAAAAACUCUCCGCGACAGCAGCAGCACCCACAAGGAUCGCGGUUGUACGCGACAAACAGUUCUCACGAGCAUUGCAGCUUGGAGCUCGUGACCUGUCCGUCCUGCGCCAUCACCGUGACGUUCAAGAGCCUGGCCUUGCCUCAUUCCUGCGGUGACAGUGGCAUGAUGAUGGACAGUCCGUGCAGGUGUGACUAUGUCUGGAUCUCAGAACCUCCUUACGAAGAUAUCUCGGGAACUCCGUACUGCGGAUUGUACGCGCCAAUUAUCUACAGAUCCAACACUAGAACCGUUUCGAUUACUCUCCUGUACAGCCAAUCACAUAACCAUGCUUUCACGAUCGAAUAUGUCUCAGAGCGAAAUAGAGUUCAUUUAAAGGGAUGGGACCCUGCAGUCACGAAAGGAUUUAACGGGACUGUCGGUGGAAUUCUUACCUCUCCAUUCUUUCCCGCCAGAUACCCAAGAGACUUAGGGAUAGAAUAUGUCAUCACUUGUCCGACUGAAGCACCUUCUUGCAGAGUUCGGGUUCUUUUUAGCGACUUUCAAUUGGCAACUGUAUCGAUCAUUGAGUUUUAUGACUGGAAUGGACAAAGAUUAGACGUGAGCAGCGGUGCGAGAUUCAGACCGCCGAUUAUCGUCAGCUCGGGCCCGUCAUUGCUGAUACGGUUCUACGCGAAUGGAGGAACUGGACUAGGUUACAAGGCUUUCUAUUCUUAUGUAAUUGGGCACAGAUACGACAAAGCGAUCCAGCCGAUCACCGAUUGUGGUGGAUAUGUCGAGAACUUGGGAGGUACUAUUACGAUGAUUGAUAUGGUUACCGAUGGAGUCAAGACUUAUGAUUGUGUUUGGCUGAUCCGGCCUCCUAAAAAUUUUCUUCACAUGAAAACACACGUCUACCUCAAAAUAGUCACGUUUGCUGACAUGGCGGGAAAUACCGAGCUAAUAAUCAGACAAGGUCCUACAUCUGCAUUAUUGCCGCUUGAAGUACUGAGACACCCAGCGAGUCAGCUUCAGCCACCAAGAAUGAGAGAACACAUUACUCCAAUCGUCAAUGGGUUUCAUGUCAGCUUGAGGGGAACUUUUGGAGUCAAUUCAAAAGUUGCUAUUGCUUAUGCAGCUUUUGGUUACAUGGAUUGCUACGCGGGUUCUGAUUUUCUAUGUCAAAAUCAUAGAUGUAUUCAGAGUCAAUUAAAUUGCGAUGGAUUCGAUCAUUGUGGAGAUAAUAGUGAUGAGCCUUCAACUUGUCUCAGAGAUUGGGGGAUGGAACCGCGGGACGGAAAAUGGCAUAUGAACAAAGCAAACUACUAUUUCCCGAAAAUAGACAGGUAUCCCGACCUAAAAACGGCAACUCUGGUCUUCAUAGCCAGCAGCUUAGGCCUAAUUAUUCUAAUUUCGGCGCUGAUUGUCCUGUUGUACCGAAUGGGUGCUCGGUCGCGGCAGCAAAGAGAGCUUCAGUCACGCCUUCAGACCAUCAGCGAGUUAUUAGAUCGGACAGUCUUCGAUAUUGCAGAUGGCGCCCGAAUCGACGAGGUUCCUGUUCACGACGAGCCGCCGGUCUACGAGGCACCGCCGGGGUACGACGAAGUUAUUAAGGUCGGCUUUGAGAAUGAAGAAAUUAAGAGGAAAAAAAAACGCAACCUCCUCUGGGGAACAAGAAAUAGAAGUUCACUUUCUCAUUGCUCGCAAGAAUUACCUACAUCAUCGAGUUUAAUUGUAGACCUCGCGGGAGUCAGCAGAAAUCGUGAAACAAUGUCAACCACCACGACAGCAUCAACUAUUACGACAGUUAAUCCUGUUGAAAGAAUCCCUGAAAGUCCACCUCCACCUUAUAUCACACCUCCUGGAAGUGUUCUAGAUAAUUAUGGAAUAUGUCUAUCACGACAUAGCGUCACUCAUACUUCAGUGCCAGUGAACCUGCGAGGUAAUCAUAUGCGUCGAGUGUGGAACCGAGCUAAUGAACUGCGUCAUUCGCUGCCGGAACCAGAUGAAGUCGCGGCAUUCCAGCCCAGCGAGUCCAUAGACUACGAGGCACUUGGUGCGAGCUUGCCAGAUGUUGGUCUAAUCACGAGCCAAAGAUCCAGCGGCGACUUCGUCGGGCUCAGGGACGUGGACGUGGACGGGGACGCGGAAGACGAAGAAACAACUAACCAAAAUCGUCCCACUACCUCUUACGACCGAAGUCAACCACCCGGAUGUACUUGUGAAGGAGCUUGCGGAUGUGCCAACAAUCAUCAACUGGUUCAAUCUGAAGAAAUAAAGGCUAAGGAAGAAUCUGAACUAAAAACCAAAAGAAUGAUUUUGAAGCUUUUCAAGUCCUCGAGCUCCCAGUCUACGAGUAAUCCCGACGCUGAGGAAUCCGAGCCGUCUGCUGAAAACUCUAGAGACCAUAGGAGACCUUCAGUUUGCUCUGGAGACACUUAUAUGUCUCUUGGUACCAUGUUUAGUACCUGUAGCAGCCCUUACGAGUUAGAAGAACACGAUUUCACCUCGGAAACUAAUAGCAUUUUGGAAAACGCGAGUAUUUUCUCAAAGACUCCUACGCGCACGCCCGUUAGGACCACGAAGAUCACCAUCAACAAUACCGGGGACUUCAGGUUUAGGAAUCGCAAGCACGCGCGCAAAUACGCGAGCUGCGAUACUGAUAGUUUGUUUGAAAGUAUCAAGGCGCUGGAUAGUUUUCUCGAGAAGCGCAGUGUUUCCAUCGCCCAAACGAGAAAUACGUCUAACGUUACAACACUUUUUGGAACCCCAAGACAUCACAGACGACGAACUCUCAGGCAUCAUAGUAGCCAGCAUAGAAUUUUUAAUUGCGUUCGCGGGUGGAAGUCCAGCGAAGAUACUUCAAGUUGA
Molecule: messenger RNA, 4977 nt
Organism: Cotesia congregata
Lineage: Eukaryota; Metazoa; Arthropoda; Insecta; Hymenoptera; Braconidae
Source: the annotation of a GenBank genome assembly